AUGUCUCUUUCUGCUGACGAAUACAAACAACAAGGUAACGCUGCUUUCUCAGCUAAAGAAUAUGAUAAUGCCAUUGAUUUAUUCACUAAGGCCAUUGAGGUUUCUGAGACUCCUAACCAUGUUCUUUAUUCUAAUAGAUCUGCUACUUAUUCAUCUAUGAAAAAAUUUGCUGAAGCCUUAAAGGAUGCCGAAGAAUGUACUAAGAUUAAUCCAACUUGGUCCAAGGGUUACAACAGAAAAGGUGCUGCUCAUUUUGGUUUAGGAAACUUGGAUGAAGCUGAAGCUGCCUACAAGAAGGCUCUAGAAUUAGAUGCUAACAAUAAAGCAGCUCAAGAUGGUCUUGAUCAAGUUCGUCGUACACAAGAAUCUAGAUCUUCUCAACCAGAUAUGGGUCUUUCAAAAUUGUUUGCUGAUCCAAAUUUGAUUGAAAACUUAAAGAAAAAUCCAAAGACUGCGGAAUUGAUGAAAGACCCAACUUUAGUGGCAAAAUUAAUCAAUUACAAAGCUAAUCCACAAGCCAUCGGUACUGAUUUAUUCUCUGAUCCAAGAUUGAUGACAAUUAUGGCUACUUUAAUGGGCGUUGAUUUAAAUAUGCCUGAUUUAUCUAACUCAAAUUCUAUGCCAAAGGAACCAACAACUAAUGAGUCUACUACUUCUAAUGAAACUCCAAAGGAACCUGAAGCUAAACAAACUUCUGAACCAGUUAAUGAACCAACAACCCAGGAACCAGAACCAAUGGAAGUUGAUGAAGAGGACAAGAGUAAAGCUGAAGCUGAUUUAGCUAAAGCUGAAGGUAACAAAGCAUACAAAGCUCAUGAAUUCGAUGAAGCUAUUGCCAAAUAUAACAAAGCUUGGGAACUACAUAAAGAUAUAACCUAUUUGAAUAAUCGUUCAGCUGCAGAAUUCGAAAAAGGUGAUUAUGAAACAGCUAUCAAUACCUUAAAUGAAGCUGUUGAGCAAGGUAGAGAUCUAAGAGCUGAUUAUAAAAUCAUUGCUAAAUCUUUUGCUCGUAUGGGUAACUCAUAUUACAAACUAAAUGAUUUACAUAAAGCCAUUGAAUUUUACCAAAAAUCUUUAACUGAACAUAGAACUGCCGAUAUUCUAACUAAAUUAAGAACUACUGAAAAAGAACUAAAGACUAAAGAAGCUGAUGAAUACAUUAGCCCGGAAAAGGCUGAAGAGGCUCGUUUACAAGGUAAAGAAUAUUUCACUAAGGCUGACUGGCCAAAGGCUGUUGAAGCUUACACAGAAAUGAUUAAGAGAGCUCCAGAAGAUGCUAGAGGUUACUCUAACAGAGCUGCUGCUUUAGCUAAAUUGAUGUCUUUCCCAUCUGCCAUUGAAGAUUGUGACAAAGCCAUUAAAAAGGAUCCUAAUUUCAUUAGAGCAUACAUUAGAAAGGCAAAUGCCCAAAUUGCUGUUAAAGAAUUUUCAGCCGCAUUAGAAACUUUAGAUGAAGCUAGAACUAAGGAUGCAGCAACUAACAACGGUGCUAAUACAAAAGAAAUUGAUCAACUAUAUUAUAAAGCAAGUUCUCAAAGAUUCCAACCUGCUGAAGGUAAUGAAACUCCAGAACAAGUAUAUCAAAGAGCAAUGAAGGAUCCGGAAGUUCAAAGAAUUAUGCAAGAUCCAGUUAUUCAAAGUAUCUUAAGCCAAGCUCAAUCUGACCCAGCUGCAUUACAAGAACACAUGAAGAAUCCAGAAGUCUUUAAGAAGAUUCAAACUCUAAUUGCUGCUGGUAUUAUUCAAACUGGUAGAAGAUAA
Maudiozyma saulgeensis is the source of this 1761-nucleotide messenger RNA. NCBI's taxonomy places the organism in Eukaryota, Fungi, Ascomycota, Saccharomycetes, Saccharomycetales, Saccharomycetaceae. The record is from the annotation of a GenBank genome assembly.